AUGAGGGACUUAGCUGCAGCCAUGCAAACAUUUAACCUGAUGAUCACAGUUUAUAAUUCAAGUUUCCUGUUCGGAUACAACACGAAUGAAAAUGCAUUGACUAGUGCGAAAAACGUGGUUGCAAAAGCAGAAAGUGAUUACAAUAGACUGACAGAGAUUCUUAAUAGUAUUGCAGCUCAGAACUUAACAUCUAGUGCCAUAAUUGACAGUCUGAGUGCUCAGUCGGCCACCCACAGGGACAACAUGGCUGCUGUUAGUGUAUCAAGCGGUAUCACCAAGACCUUGGCGACACAAGUCCUGCAAGAGGCCGGGGACACGCUGGCCAUUGUCAAUGUCUUUUUGUCCGCAGCUCAAAUCAGCAAGGCCAACUUGACCACUGCUUUCCUGGAUGUUAUUCUGGGCAUCGAGUCCCUCAACGCCCUCUUGACCAAGCUGGGUCAGGCGGAAGGGGUCUACCAGAACAUAAAUUCAAUAACUCUGCGACCGCAUUCAGACAUGGCGGCCAUAACAGCCAACAUCUCCAGCAUCAUCAUCAACAUGGCGACUGUUGCUCAGACCAAUCAGAAGGCCGAUGCAGCACUUCUUACAGCUCAGCAGGCUAUGGUCAAAACACAGAAGGCCAGGGAUGACUCACAGCAGGCUAAGGAGGAGGUUGAGGGCAUACAGACGGCACUGAACCAGGCCGCUGCCCUGAAGACCGAAGUAAUCACCCUGAAGGCGCAGAGUGACUCCCAGAACCAGACCAUCUUCACAGUACUGGGGGCGGCCCAGAGUUACAGCAGCCAGGUGACGUCAUUGGGGACACUCACCAGUUCCAACAUCAACAACGUCGAAACCUUCAUCAGCUCUAUCAACCAGUGCAUCACUGACAGUACAGUUCAGGCAGCAGGACUCCGCACGGCAGCUCAGUCCGCUCUCGACAAAGCUACAGAGGCUGAACAGGGUCUGGACACCAUCAUCACCCUGACAAGUGUCAUCAACUCACGUGUUGGCCUGAACAAUGUGUCGGCACCAUUCAACAUCCUCGACAAUGUCAACACUGACUUGACAACUCUGGAGACAAACUUAAACAGCGUGGAAUCUAUCACAGACUUGAACGCGAUGCUACAGAAGUACCUGGAACAGCUGAGGGAGAUCGAGGCAAUCAAGACGGAGGUGCAGACGCUGGAGACGGAGCUGGAUGGUCUCAUCGUAAGACUGACUUUGAAAACAACGUCUGGGACAGCGCAAUGCAGCAACUGAUGCCACUACGCCUACCUUGCUCUGCACAUACGUGACGGAAACUCAGCAGUGUAUAUUGUCAUCAGUAUGUGCCACUGACGGAUUCCGAGGGGGGAUAGGGGAUAGGGGGCGGGGAGACACUCCUCUUCUUGCAGACACUGUAUGCAUAAACUGUGCCCGUACUGUUGGGUAGUUCAUAACAUUAUUACUUGGUAAUGUGAAUAACAUGCACAUGUGCAAACGCACGCACAUAUGCACACACACGCGCGCGCGUACAGAUGCACACACACACACUCAAACACUCACAUA
Molecule: messenger RNA, 1530 nt
Organism: Haliotis rubra (blacklip abalone)
Lineage: Eukaryota; Metazoa; Mollusca; Gastropoda; Lepetellida; Haliotidae
Exons: 6
Coding region: 1-1242 (413 amino acids)
Source: RefSeq, a predicted model, not a curated record